Messenger RNA from Syngnathoides biaculeatus (alligator pipefish), 2227 nucleotides. It is a transcript of the gene mmp11a, whose product is annotated as matrix metallopeptidase 11a. The record is from RefSeq and is a predicted model, not a curated record. Gene Ontology annotation, molecular function: metalloendopeptidase activity; zinc ion binding. Lineage: Eukaryota; Metazoa; Chordata; Actinopteri; Syngnathiformes; Syngnathidae. Gene Ontology annotation, biological process: proteolysis; collagen catabolic process; extracellular matrix organization. Gene Ontology annotation, cellular component: extracellular matrix. The coding region runs from base 256 to 1794 and encodes 512 amino acids. The transcript has 8 exons.
GCAAACCAAUAGACUGUUUUCGACCACGUGACUACAUCCGGGGCACCUGGCCGUGUUGGAUGGGUUCACUCUUCUGACACGCUCUUCACUCUAAUGCUUUUGCACAUAGACCGGAGUUACACAAAUGUUCGUACAGAUGUUAAAAGUGACGCAUGAAGGCUAAAAAGACUUUGGAAAGUUAUCGAUGCUCAUCAGAUGUUGUUUCAAGAAACCGUUACGACAAGAAGUGUGCUUUGAUCGACAAUAUCCACCCAUAUGCCUUGGAGAAACACAAAUGUGGGCGUCGGUAACCUAUCCAGACUUCGUCCACUAUCUCCUCUUCUCGACAAGCGCUUAUACCGUGGCCCAACUAAAGAAUUACAAAGGUCUGGAGGCCUACAACCGAUUGGUUGGGUUCGUCAUGCGGCGGUAUCCAUUGGAAGCAACCUGUGUCUCCACACUGCUGAGGUGCCUGACAAAUUCCCAGAGCUAAAGAAACGAAUCAAGCUUCCUGAUGCUGCUCACGAUCUCCUCAAAGAUGUUCCACUGUUCAACAGCACCCAGCGGCUCGGGGGGCGUCCGCGAUGCGGGGUCCCCGACUUUCCCAGCGGCCAGCGGCAGCGUCGUCUUUUUCAGUCAGGAAACCGGCGCAGACGCUUUGUCAUCUAUGGGGGACGCCUGGACAAGAACGACCUCACCUACAGAAUCGUGCGCUUCCCGUGGCAGUUGGGCGAGGAGAAGGUCCGUCGCGUCUUUCAGGAAGCGCUGAAGAUCUGGAGCGACGUGACGCCGCUGACCUUCACUGAAGUCUUCACUGGCAAAGCUGACAUCCGCAUCGAUUUUAACAGGUACUGGCACGGUGACAGCCUCCCGUUUGACGGCCCAGGCGGGAUCUUGGCCCAUGCCUUCUUCCCCAAAACUCAUCGCCAAGGAGACGUCCACUUUGACUAUGAUGAGGCCUGGACCCUGGGAAACCACAUGGGCACGGACCUCCUCCAGGUGGCGGCUCACGAAUUCGGCCACGUCCUGGGCCUGCUUCACUCGGAGGUACCCGGGGCCAUCAUGUCUGCCUACUAUUCUUUCUCGUACCCGCUCAGGCUGAGCCACGACGACCGGCGUGGCAUCCAGUUCCUGUACGGGACGCGGCCGAGGGUGCUGCCCACCCUGCCGCCAACUCUUCCGCCGCCCCCGCCUCCGUCCUAUCCCGAGACCAACGAGAUUCUCCCACAUCCAAAUGCCUGCCAGACGGACUUCGACGCAGCGUCCAUGAUCCGCGGCGAGCUUUUCUUCUUCAAGUUGGGAUACGUGUGGCGCAUCCGCGACGGUCAUCUUGAGAGCGGCUACCCCGCGUUAGCGUCGCGCCACUGGCGAGGCAUCCCCGACAAUGUGGACGCCGCCUUUGAAGACAAGGCUGGGAACAUCUGGUUCUUUCGAGGUGACAGCUACUGGGUGUUCGAUGCCGAGAUGCACGUACAAGGGCCCGAGUCCUUCCGGGCCCUGGGUCUGUCGGUGACGGGCAUCCGGGCCGCGCUGCGCUGGGGCCACGACCCCGACUUCGACACCUACUUGUUCGGCUCGGACGGCUACUGGCGCUUCAGCCCGCGCCACAACCGCCUCGAGUCGCCGUACCCACGAGCCAUGAGCGACUGGGGUGGCAUCCCCGUGGACGUGGACGCCACCUUCCGAGACGCUUACGGCUACGCCCAUUUUAUCCGCGGACGCCAGUAUUGGAAAUUCGACCCGGUGGGGAUGAACUCUCUCGAGGGCUACCCACGCUACAUUGGCGUCGACUUCUUCGGGUGUCGCAAUGUGUGAAGGACGUCGUCGGGUCGCCACCGCCCCGAGGGGACCCCUUUUUUUCAGGCCACCAAACCUCAGGAGCUCCUGGAGUGCCGUCUAAAUGCUGUUUUUGGCACUGCCUGCAGGUCAAGCACAGUACUGUAAUUGCUGUCUCCUCAUGAAGUGCGCCGGUGCUGCGUUCAAGGGCCUCACCGUGAUGCGUUCAGGGACUGGCGUGUUUGUCGGUGCGGGUCACUGACAAGCAGCUCGGUUGUCACGGUGACAUGUAGUUCUCAUUAAUAAAUCAAUUAAAAAUUCAUGGUACAAUUAGUGAUCAUUGUCAUGAUGAUAUUGCAUAUUUAUACACUAAAUGAGUUUUUGUACAUAUUACUUUUUUACAGUUUUUCUUUUAACUCAAUUCUAAACAUUUGUUCAGGAAGUGUAACUGGAUUUUUUUUUUUUUUUUUCA